AUGAUUUUGAUCAAACUCUUUCCAACCUUGUGGGCCUUCACCUCACUCAUUAUCUGUCUAGACGCUUCUUCAAUCCUCGAACAAUCUAGGAACCAUCCCAGGUCUCACCCCACUGCUGGAAAUACCCGUGAUUCUUUCCUACAAAAGAUCUUGCACAACUCUGCUGAUUAUGGAAACUUCUCGGCGGCUAGUCCCAGUAAAGUGCCACUUAAGGUGGGCAUCAUUGGUGCCGGCGCUGCUGGUCUCUAUUCUGCAAUACUGUUGGAAAGCUUGGGUAUUGAUUACGAAAUUCUUGAAGCCAAUACUCGCAUUGGGGGGAGAAUAUACACGCAUCGAUUCGAUGAGGCAAGAUGGUUGAAAUCCAAGCCAGGACAGUCAGACUACUACAACUACUACGACGUGGGAGCCAUGCGUUUCCCAGGAAUGGCAUGGAUGGACCGAAUAAUUGGUACUCAGAACAGCUCACUCGUUUCCUAUAUCAACGCCAAAGUCAAAUCAUCAACAGACAAAGUAAAACUGAUUCCAUAUUACUUCCAAGCCAACGACACUUUUCGGCUUUACAAUGACAAACUGGUAUACAACCAAGUAACUCCUUCUGCCAAUACCUUCGGUGUUUCGAUAUCAGAAGGGGGUACGAUCUCCGAUCCGAAGUUUUCUGCAAUGUCUCCUGGUACGGUUCUGGAUGAUGCGUUAAAAGACUUGUUGACAGCUUUGGUCAAGGACUUCGACACGGGAUUCGACAAGUUGAUGGAAUACGACCAGCUUUCUGUCCGUGCAUUUUUACUCAAGCAAGGAUAUACAUCCCAAGACAUCGACUGGUUGGAGACAAUUGACGAUGCGACAGAGCAUUACGAUUGCGGAUCACUGUCACAAGCAACACUUGAGGCCUGGAUCUUUGACGAAACGCCUCUAAACAGCUGGCAAGCUGUUGAAGGCGGCAUGGAUCGUAUCAUCAAUGGGAUGGUUAAGAUCCUCAAGAACUCGGUGGUGACUUCCAAGCGUGUCACAGGGCUAAAGCCAGGGGCUAAUGGCUCGGUGACUGCUGUCAUCGAUGAGACAGAAGAAAGAAGCUACGCGCAUGUCAUCAACACUCCUCCACUUGGAGUAGUCCAAACAAUGGAUAUGACAGGAUUGAAUCUCGAUUACGCAAAGAAGUCAGCAAUUCGACAAUUGAGGUAUGAUCCAGCUGGAAAGAUUGGAAUGACAUUCAAGACCCGAUGGUGGGAAAAUCUUCCGGGCAAAUUCAAAGGGGGACAAUCCUUCACCGAUUUGCCCCUCCGCCGUGCCGUCUACCCUAGCUACGGCGUCAAUACCACAAACGCAGCAGGUGCCAUGAUAGCAUCCUAUACCUGGGGUCAAGACUCAGCACGUCUUGGAGCAUUCUAUGGAGACUUUACCAGCAUUCCCCACGUCGUCUCCACCACAAUUCGAGACCUUGCACGACUCAACAACGUCACCCACCAGUUCCUUCUUGAUCAGUUCGUCGACUACCACGUAUGGAAUUGGUACGGACAUGAAUUCAGCAUUGGAGCAUUUGCUUCGUUUGCCCCUGCUCAGUUCUCAACUGUCAUGCCGGCGCUGCUGCAGCCUGCGUAUUUUGGGAAAGUCCACUUUGCUGGGGAAGCCCUGAGUUCUGGCCAUGGGUGGAUUAUAGGUGCGUUGAAUUCUGCAUAUAGGGCUGUGGCUGAAGUUCUUGCUGUGGAAGGCUUGGCAGGUAAGUUGCAGGAGCUGGUUGACACCUGGGGUUUGGUUGAUGAAGUUGAUAUGGGAUGGUACAAAAUUGGUUGA
Hyaloscypha bicolor E is the source of this 1788-nucleotide messenger RNA. RefSeq names its product flavin-containing amine oxidase. The transcript is spliced from 3 exons. Lineage: Eukaryota; Fungi; Ascomycota; Leotiomycetes; Helotiales; Hyaloscyphaceae. The record is from RefSeq and is a predicted model, not a curated record. Gene Ontology annotation, biological process: amino acid catabolic process. The coding region runs from base 1 to 1788 and encodes 595 amino acids. Gene Ontology annotation, molecular function: L-amino-acid oxidase activity; polyamine oxidase activity.